Messenger RNA from Porites evermanni, 10493 nucleotides. Lineage: Eukaryota; Metazoa; Cnidaria; Anthozoa; Scleractinia; Poritidae. The record is from the annotation of a GenBank genome assembly.
AUGCGGAUGAAGGUGUAUAAUUUUGAAUAUAACGAACGAAAAAUUACAAUGGUGACCAGUUUGCAAAACUUAUUAUCAUUAUUUUUUCUCGUACACACGGAAUUUUUUAAGAGUAAUAAAAAUGUCAUUUUUUUGGACGUGUAAAGUUUUUCAGAUAGUGGAUGUUUAAAUUUUUUUCAGAUAGUCAAACAAUUCUAAAAUAUCUAACUAUGGUAAAGUCUACCCUGCGAGCAGAGGCUACAUUUUCACGGUGUGAGAUGGCGUGCGAAAAGUAGCUCCUUUUCGCACGCUAGUUCACAAUUCUGCUCACACCACAGGUAACCCAGGCUCUGUGAUAGUACCACAGUACGGUUCCAGUAAAAUUACAGUGUUUAUAUGGGGUAAAAAUAUCAUCCUAAAAUGUCUAGGAAAUACUAAAUAAAGAUCAAUAAAACUUACUCUGCAGUUAAUUGUUGUUGUCCUUAAUGCUCCAACGAAGUUUCGUGAUAAUUUGCAGUAAUUUGUUUAAAUUCACUCUAUCUACAAUAAUAAUAUACAAGGUAGGAAACACGAGGUGCCAUUUUCGCCGACAUGCUCUCAUUCAACACAACUUUUUCCACGAAAUUCGAACUCCAACGGAAAAUAAACAUGCCAGGAUCGUAGAAAUAGGAUAGCAGCAGAUAUAGAAACCAAUGAAGCUUUCCCAGAUAGAGAAACGAAUCCCACAGACUUUGACAAAGUCGAAGAAUAUAAUCCAAACAGACCGAGAAUACGCUCGCCGAAGCAGCCGGGCCAGAUCAACACGCGGCCAAGAAAAUGAGGCCUGGGCACUGUACAAAAAAAUUCCAUCCCAGGGGACCUGGGUUGACCUUUCUAGGGACCGAUACAUUAUUUGCCCAAAGCCACCCUCCCCUGCUGGAAAAAUACUUGAUAGAAGGCAAUUGUUCUUCCUAGCCGUACCACCCUGGCCUGUUAUAAAGAGAUUAUGUCCCUCUCGAACUAUAUUCAGCGCCUGGCGCUGGUCCUCAGAAAGUUUAUCAAACAUCAAUAGGGCAAGGUUAUAAGGGCAACGGAAAGAACAACGAAGGAGGAUUUACAAAACUUAAAACGAGCAAAAGAUAUAAGUGAAUUAUGGCUCUUACCGAGGCAUUUGUACAACAGGACCAAAUUCAAAGAGAGGUGUAUCACGAUGAUUCACAUAUUUAACCGAUAGAGCGUUCACUUGUAUUGACAAGAAGUCGGCGUGUUACUGCUGCAUUAAUCGCUAAAUAUGUUAAUCGCGCUAGUUCUUUGUUGAAAAUGGCACCUCGUGUUUCCUACCUUGUAUAUUAUUAUUGUAGAUAGAGUGAAUUUAAACAAAUUACUGCAAAUUAUCACGAAACUUCGUUGGAGCAAUAAGGACAACAACAAUUAACUGCAGAGUAAGUUUUAUUGAUCUUUAUUUAGUAUUUCCGAGACAUUUUAGGAUGAUAUUUUUACCCCAUAUAAACACUGUAAUUUUACUGGAACCGUACUGUGGUACUAUCACAGAGCCUGGGUUACCUGUGCUCACACCUCGAAAUAUAAUUGGAUUGGACGGACAUAGGAAGUGGCCUCGUUUUGAGAAUUAAGCCCGCGCUCCUUGCAACCUUGAUCUCGUGACGCCUGACACAAAACAAACAUUUGGGAUCACCGGCGAUCUCUUACAGCUGGGUUUUUAAUAGUUGUUCAUAAGACAUUUUUUACACAGACUAGUCAUGGACAAAUCCGUGUGUGAUGAUCAGACAACUCCUGAAUCUAAAAAUGAAGAGACUAAGAAAGAGUCAGGCCUAAAAAAGCGAUUAUGUGACGCCGGAAUUGUUCCUCCAAGUGGAUUUUUCAGUCAGGUUGCAACACGCGGACUUGUUGUUAUCUUGAUCUGGGCUGUUCUCUGGUCUAUUAUUGGCCAAGAUGCUUUACCAGGAGGAAACAUAUUCGGUAUAUUCAUUGUAAUCGUUUCUGCAAGUCUUUUGGGUUUUCUAGUGGGUAGAAUUCCGUAUCUGCACCUUCCCCCUCUGUUGGGCAUGCUUGUAGCUGGAUUCGUACUACGAAAUGUUCGUGGAAUCGACUUAGCCCGUCAUAUUGACAAACGUUGGUCUUCAACCUUACGAAGCAUGGCCUUGGUUGUUAUUCUUAUUCGCUCGGGACUUGGAUUAAACACAUCAGCAUUGAGAAAACUGAAGUUUACUCUUGUUCGAUUAGCAUUCCUUCCUUGUGUUUUAGAAGCAGUUAUUGCAGCAAUUCUUGUGCACCUACUAUUAGAGAUGAAGUGGCUUUGGGCAUUUCAGCUUGGGUAAGUUGCCACUUAGUUACCAUCAGUUAACCUUAGUAAAAACCGUAAAUCACCACAAAUAUACUCAAAAACUGUUUACCAUACAUUUGUUCAACAAUCUCAAUAUUUUUUUCCUUCAUCUUGUAACCUUUAUGCUUAAUAAAGUGCUCACACGAAAAGAAAAAUAGUAAUAAUUAUGCUGAUCACUCCUAGGUAUGGUGGCCCAGAAGGGUCACACAUACAAAUUAAAAAUGUUGCUGCAAGCUAAAAAUAGUACAUGCAAAUUAAAAGUUGUACAUGCAAAUUAAAUAUAGUACAUGCAAACUAAAAAUUGUGCUGCAAGUUGAAAAUAGAAAACAUAUCGAUGCAAAUUAAAAAUUAAAAGUCGUGCGCGCGCAGUAUGAGUGACGAGGACCUGGUCCGAGCCGUGCGACCUGGCCUUACAGCCGUCGGCCCAUUCAUGUUUGUAAUAUUUUUAGUUUGCAUGUACAAUUUUUAGUUUGCAUGUCCUAUUUUUAAUUUGCAGCAACAUUUUUAAUUUGCAGGUAAAAGUUUUAGUUUGCAGGAACAUUUUUAAUUUGCAUGUGUGACCCUUCUGGGCCACCGUACCUAGGGGUUACUAGCCUGCGAAUACAGCCAUUUCUCCUUUCUCCUUGCCAUUAAGGUCGUUUUGCCAGGAGGAACAUCUGCAACUCAGCGACAAAAAUUUCAUACUGAUGACAUAAAAUCUGUCCGGAAUCUGGUUAUAUUGUUUUACGUAUUGUUUAAAAAUGACAGAAAAAAAGACAAAAGGCAACAAAGGCCCAAUGUAAACGUAGUGAACCUGCUACAAAACAGUCAAUAUUCUUAGAAUAUAUUCUCCUUUAGAAAAAGCAUCUGAGUUUUGCUGUACGUGUAGCUCGUUCGCAGAAGAGCACAAAAUAUUACCAUAAUCAUUCAUCCAGGAGAAACAUAAAAUCAAAGAAAUUUACAUUUGGAACCCCAUGACUGGCCCAUGAAAGGCUGUAUUCGCAGGCUAAGGGAUUUCAGGAUUAGGAAAAUAUGUAUACUUAUUAUACCACAUGAUUACUCCCACCUCCUCCCUCCACGCUUUCUUUUUUACUACAAUUAUAUUAAAGACGUGUCUAACACCAAAGUUCACAUCUGCCGAACCCUACACAGUAUGCUUAUGAGUUAGAACAAUAGAUUUUUGCUUUAGCGUUGGGUUUGGCACUUGGGAACUUCAAUGCUAACGUAGGCCUUAAAAACCAAAGUUCAAUGAUAGCCAUACCCUCUACGGGGCUCACAUAUCACCCCCCUUAUAGGCCCUUAAAUUUCAGAAUAACAGAUCAUGCUUUAAAAUUCAUUUAAAAUUAUCAAUGAAGUUAGCAAUGGAAACUUUAAAUUCUGUUAUUUAUGUAAUGAUCAUUCAAUCCAGAUUUCCAAUUGCUUAAUAUGGGUAUGAAUAAUGUUACCAGCAGAAAGAUUGACACACUACCUUGAUGCCUUGAUUUUAUACAGAAUUUGGAUUCCUUGAAAAACAGGAAUUGCGUCCAAUGUUUGAAAGUAAAAGUUAUUCUAUUAUUGGUCUUAAAAGGGAUGAACUCCUACUCAGUCAGUCUGGAUUUUUUUUUUCACCUCCAGAAUGAUGGUGGCCUCAUUAUUGUCAUUUGAAAUUUUUGUACAUAACUAAAUUCAUGUAAGAAAGGAUCAUUGUCCGCAGGGAACUGCUAGAAGUGAAAGAUCAGCAUUUAGAGGAAAAUUUAUUUAUGUUAAAUAACAUCACUAUUAAUUUUAAAAAAUAUUUGAUUAUAUAUAAUGGUUUAGAUUUGUCCAAGCUGCUGUUUCCCUUGCUGUUGUAAUACCUUGUUUGCUGGACCUUCAAGGGCAACAUUAUGGAGUCAAAAAGGGAAUACCGACACUUGUUAUGGCAGCUGCUUCAUUUGAUAAUGUUCUUUGUAUUAGUGCCUUUGGAGUGUGCCUGGGAAUAGCAUUUGAUUCAGGUAAAACAAAGUUGGAGUACAGUAAAGAGUUCAUGCUUGCUUAACCCAUCCAGAUUAUGCAGUAGUCUCCCAUUUAUAUGGCACCAAUCUUUGGUUGUCUCAAACGGGUCACCAGAUCUCCCAGAUUAGGUUGACUUAAAUUUGAACUUUUUUCUGGUUUAAUAAUUUGGAAAUAAGCCCAUGUUGUCCAAAAUUUGAUUUUUUUAUUUAGUGUUUGGUUUUAAGGCAUGUAUUUCAUCACUAACAAAGAUUUAAGGCACACCAAUGUUUUGGAUUAGGUCUAUUUGUGUAUGUAUUGAGGGAAAGGGGGAGAGUGGGGGGUUCUGCCAUUAAUAUUUGUGAGGCGUAAAUGCAAAAGAGAGUCAGAGUCUCAAGAUUUUUUAUCUCCAGAAGUUAGCAUCUCUGCAUUGAAUGUUUUUUACUUGAGUCUAGAUCAUGUGCUAGGUAAAUAACAUUGAUAUAAUAAAAAAAAAUUAACUGAACGGAUACUUAACAAAAGAGAGUCUAUUUCUUGAACAAAUAAUGCAGUUCUGAGGGUUUUAAAGUUGUGUCUCAUUUUAGGUAACUUGAUAUUCAGCAUAUUUCGAGGACCAAUUGAGCUGGCACUUGGUAUCACUGUUGGGUCUAUCGCCGGUGUGAUGUGUUGGUUUUUCCCCAAUAAAAACCAGGUAAUUAAUUUUAGUCUCUAUACCCAUUCAAGAGGAGAAUAAAAAGACAGGAGGGAAUCUUAGGGUGUUGUCUGGGAUAUACAAAUUUUAUAAAAGUCAUUUUUAGUGGAGCAACAUGGGUAAGAAAAUUUUGUUAUCUAUGCAUCCAAGAAAUUUUGUUUCUGAUAAAAUCGUACGUCCACCCCUUCAUGUAAACCGGGUUGAAAUUUCACAUUUCAAGCACCUGCACGUUUGGGCGAUUUUUGCAAUUUAUGUCAUUAAGGGUGUAAACAGCCAUAGCUGAUGUCAAGAAAAGAAAUUGCUAAAGACUUUCUUUAUGAUACUAUUUUUAUAACAUACAUGUAGCCAGAAUAGUCAGCUCAUUAAAUUCAAUGGCGUGAGUGCACAUGUUCCAUUGUGCACUCUCACCCACAAGAGCCACAAAAACAAGAUGAACCACGGACACCAGAAGAGGCAUAACAAACAUGAAAACUAACCAUGGGAACCGCAAGAACCAGAAGAACCAUGGAAACCACGAGAACUUAACAACAGGAAUAAAAAGAAUUACAAAACCCACAUGAACCAGAAAAAUCACGAGAAUCAGUAAAUCAGUAUACUCAACUAGUCCGUCAUCAAAAAUCCUGCCCUUUUGAUCACCAAAAGUGCUCUGGUGUUUAAGACUGAAAGCCUUCUUCAUCAGCCAAUUAUUAUGAAGCACUUUUGUCUUCUGCAUUAUUCUAAUGGAUUAUCUGAUUUUUACGACUGUAUGUUUUUUUCACUUUGUCCUUAGGCUAAUGUAUCACACAACAGAUUUGUGAUUUUACUGUCGUUUUCAUUACUCUCAGUAUUUGGUAGCAAUGUGGCCAAGUUUUCUGGUGCUGGGGCUUUAGGAGUGCUUACCAUGUCAACUGUAGCAGCAUAUGGCUGGUCACCAAGUGGGAAGGUACACACUGUAAUUGUCUUGUUUUUCUCAUUGAUUUCUUUCAAUCUCAUAGUCAAGGUGGGUUUCGGUGUUCAUGUAAGUGGAAGUGGAAGUGUAAAUACCGUAUUUCAUCAAAUAAAAGCCGGGGGCGAUUAUUUGAGGAGGCAAUUAUUUUAACAUUACUCACUAGCGGUCGUGCCCUUAAUGUUUUCUUUUUUUUUUCCAUUAAAUCAAAAUAUGAUCACAUCAAAUGAAUUGAACAUGGAUUUGUUUAGUGCUCCAAAUUUGGUUCCUUGAUUAAUUUUCAAUGUCAAUAUCCUCAGCAUCAGAGCUUGAAUCAUCACAGAUGAGUUUUGCAGUAUCAGACUCCACUUCAACUUGACAGGGAGGGGAUAAAAGAAAGAGAAGAUGGCAAAAAGGGUUAGGGGGCGGUUGUUCGAAGGAGGCGAUUAUUUUAAAUAUUUCUGUCAAAGGGGGGAGGGGGGUGAUUAUUCUAGGGAGGUGAUUAAUCAAGGGGCGACCAUUAUUCGAGGAAAUACAGUAUAAUAAUAUUGCUUUAUUAAGUUUUACACGUUCAUAUUUUUCCUGGGCCUAAUGUCUCGCCUAAUGUGGUCAACAACAUGCUUAACCUACCCCACCAAUGACCCCCCUGGUCCGGUUUACCUUGAAGCCCUCCAGGUUAAGUUGCUUUCUAAGCUUUGUUACUUGACCAUAGGCUUUUAAGUUUGUUAACACUCAAUGAUAACAUUACAAAUAAAAAAGAAUAAAAGAACCGGUCAUAAACACUGAGACACUUUCCUUCCUGAAAACCCUGUCAUUAGAAUAUUGUAUUCUCAUGGCCCCACACUGGCGGUCACAGUCGGGUUCUACAUUUUGCUACCGCUAUGCUGACUCGAUCCAUAAAAUCAAAAAAUAUAUGCAAGAUAUGAGGACUUGCUUGGUCGCAUUACUUUUAUUACAGUUGAAUCGAUAUAACAGUUUGUAGCUUUCUUUUAAAAGGGAACAAAUUUUGUACCCUUUUUUUUAAUUUCUAAAGGCAAGAAAUUCCAGAGAAUACAGCUACACGUUUUGCANUUUUUUUUUUUUUUUUUUUUUUUUUUUUUUUUUUUUUUUUUUUUUUGGGGGGGGGGGGGGACGGAUUAAGGUGGUGUAUAGAAAGAGAUUCAACAAAUGACGAAAGAAUUUCCGUUAAGCUGCGUAGCACUUUGAAAAAAUAGAAGUAACAAAAAUGUUCAUUAAAAAGAAUAAAUAAAUCAUGAACAAAAAGUGCCGUGUUUAGGUUGAAGUUAUCCUUUCCAAACGUUUCGAGCCUGUCCCUUCAUCAGUAGAAUUACCAGUCCGUUGAAUCCGUUGCAAGGUUUAUGUACGCCAUAAAUUAGAGAUAAAAAUUAAAGGCUUUGUGGUGCACGCGCGGCUCUACGCGCGGCCUAGAGGAAACGGAAGUCGGAGUUUAAACCGCGCGGCUGACUGGUGCCAAGUUGAAAUAUCAGUCGCAUUUCCAGGCGCUUUCGUUGCGCGUUGAAAGAGAUUCUAGAAUUAUAUGUGAACUGUCGAGCCGGAGCACUUUGCGCCACGAAAAGAUUCAAUCACGUGCUUAAAAAUUGUUGCUUCCGGGCCGACAUCAAUUCUACGGAGUCUCCAAGGAGACAGGCGCUCGAAACUCAACUUCCGUUGUCUACUCACUCUUGAUAAUUUUGUUUUCUUUUUCCUUAAGGUAUGGGCAUUGCAAGUUUAGUCAUUAGUUUGACCAUUCGACUCAUCGCCACCUAUCUUGGUUUACUCGGAAAUGACCUCAACUUGAAAGAGAGACUCUUUAUUGCCAUAGCGUGGCUACCAAAAGCUACUGUGCAGGUAUUAUAUUACGAAUAAUAAAGUUAGUAACGUGUACUUGCUCGGGAAAUGCGUCAUAUUGCGACUUAAUUCUUCGACAACCACAAUUUAUCAAAUAUUUUAGUUAGUAGCAAAACGGUUUUGUUUUUUUGCUAUGCUUUAUGUUGUUGUUGUUUUUCUUUGCUUGUUUUUGAGGGAUUAUUUAACAACUUCGUUUUCAUAGUGAGGCUGCAUGUAAAUCUUGUAAUUCCACACACAAACGUAAGAGAGUGAGUCCCCUUAGUUUAUUUAUUGUAACAACAGGACGGGAUGCACAAUGGUUCUUUUUGCAAUAAAAUUGAAAUUUGGUGCAAAAUUUGCACGUCAUUUUUUCCAGCAAUGCAAAAAUUUCAAGAUCUGAAGAAAGGUGAUGAUUAUUACACUGGAAAAUAAUUUCAAGGCAAUUGCAUUAACAAGAUAUUUAAAUUUUAGUUUCCCACAAUUUUAUCGCUGAAAAUGUCUUUAGAGGGUGUUAUCCCUUGGAAGUCAACGAUCCCUGAACAAUAGGCUGCUGCGAAAGAUAAGGAAGGCGAUUUUUCUUCCGCCGUUGAUAUCCCUGCACCCUACAUCAAGGUUCCAUGGUCUGAGUAACCAGGCUGGCACCGUAUGGUUUUCUCGGCGAUCCUCAAGACCCGCUAUCAAAACGAGGCUCUUCAAUAAUUUCUCUUUGUAGAGGAAAAACGCUAACUACUUGUGGUUGCAAUUUCUAGUAAAAGCAGCUUUUUAAGCAAGAAUAUGUAGGUCGCUAAUUACUUUUACGCGAUCUUCCUCUUUAUUGUCUAUUUUGCCGUGAGAUUUUAAGCCGUUGUAAGCAAUUUAUUUCACGUUGGUUGAAAAAACCCAUGCGCAAGCUGGCAGCAUUAAUUCAGUUUUUGCCCAACAUUUGCCCAAUAUUCCUUUGAUCAUGUGCGAUCAUUCAUACAACCAAAUUCCUCCAACAUUUGUUGCACUUUUGAUAGAAAUUAGAGACCUUGAGGCAGGAGGACAACGGCUACUACGAGGACGAGAUAAUGUACUCUUAGUGACCAAUUGUUGUUUUGUUUUGUUACAUUACAGGCCGCCAUUGGCUCUGUAUCACUGGACCUUGCACGUCAAAAGGGUUUUACGGGGCAAAUAGAAGAAGACUUUGGAAUACAGGUGAACUUUACAGCAGCACUAUUUAGUAACUAAGUUUGCAGUUUAACAAACCUCGUAGGGUACACGCAGUUUUCAGUUGAGAUUUAUUCCUUUGGUAUUUAAUUGUUACGUUCUUCGAUGGAAUUUUAUCAGACCAAAUAAUCCUCUAGCCUUUGUGCAUUCUCGGAGACCCAGGGGCAGUCAGUCGGGUAGGGAGAAAAGGCGGGACGAAAGUUUUCAAGUAAGGGCGUAAGAGCCCCUGGGUACCGACUCUUAUCGAAUUAUUUCCAAAAAUUCAAGCGGAUGCCGGCUCCUGAUUGGACACAAAAAAUGCUUUGUAUUAUUGUACCCAUUCGGCGAACAGUUUCUCCUGAGUUCUUUUCGUGAGUUCGUACACGACCACUAUUGUCUCGCCACACUUGCCCGGUUCGUUCACCAAGCUUGUGUUUGCAAGGGAAACUUUUAUUUUCUACUUUCCUAACCGGAAACAAAGGAACUACCGAUGAGUCGAAAAAACGUUUGGGAUGCUAUCCGCAGGAGCAAUUGAAUUUACCCCGAGAAUAUUCUGUUUCUGACUGACCACAAUGUAUCCUAAAUAAUAGGAAGUUUAAGUUGGGGCGGCGACGAUAAAGUCAAAUAAGCAGUUAAGCUUGACAAGGCAAAACAACAAGUUUGCACGUGCAUCACGCGUUUUUGUACAUUUCUUUGCCGUCAACUGUACGACUACCUGUGAAAAUGCCUAAUUUCACGUUUUGCGGAGGACGUAAACAAGCAAUGACAAAAUUCAUUUUCCUCAUGAACUUGGAUAUGGUUGAUAGAAAUUCAGCUCCAGAAGAUUUCGCUUGCAUUUGACAAAGUAAGCUAGUUGGAAUAAUCACGAUAGAGACUGAAAAAAAAAGAAAUCAACUUUUUUAUGCGACGUUUUCGUGGCUGUCAGCCGUCUUGGUAUCUUUUAGAAACUCUCUAUAACUAUUUACGCAAGCCGUGGCCGAUGCAAGCGUGAAUACCUGUUGUAAGCUGAAGCUUGUAUUUUUGGAAAAGCGUCUUUAGUUUUCGGGCAGACAGUAUUUUGAAAUCAGAUGGGAAUUUUAUAUCAGACUGAAAGUUUCCUGAUUGCGUGCAUUUCUUUGGUGCAUGAGCCAGACAAGCCGUGAUCGAGACAAUAGCCGUCGUUUACGAACACACGAAAAGAACUCAGGAGAUGUGUGUUCGCCGAUUGGGCACAAUAAUACAAAGCAUUUUUUGUGCCCAAUCAGGAGCCGGCAUCCGCUUGAAUUUUUGGAAAUGGUCCGGUGAGAGUCGGUACCCAGGGGCUCUUUCGCCCGUACUUGAAAACUUUCGUCUCGCCUUUUCUCCCGACCCGACUGACUGCCCCUGGGUCUCCGAGGAUGUAUUUAUCUGUGAUUCUCACCAAUUAUUAAUUAAUUCCGCUUGGCAGUGGCCGACUUAGUAGUAGUAGUAGUAAUAUUAUUUGUAAAUGGUUCAUUGUUUUAUAAUAGAUCUUGACUAUCGCCGUCCUUUCGAUACUCAUUACUUCACCCAUUGGAGCUAUAGGAAUCGUCUUAGCAGGUCCCAGAAUGCUUCAUCGCAGCCAUCCUGAAGAAGUUGAUAUGAAUCCGCUCACGGACGCUCCAGAACCUGCCACGAACAGAAAAGAUCAGAAAAAAGUGAUAGAAAGUAGUGUCUGA